CGAUCAUCAUCAAUGGAGAACAACUCAACGUCCAUCACUAUUCCCGAACAACGCCAUCGGGCGGUCCACGCCGAGGCCGGAUCCUCGCCGUCGUCAUACUCGAGCUCGCCGAGCUCCUCGCCAGAACCGUCGACCAAGGCGGCACAGAAGCGGAAGCUACUGCAUACUAGACGACCGAGCCUGCUGAGCUCGGCCUUCACCCAGCAAGAAUGCACGACCAUCAAGAUCGGUGACGAUCCGGAGGGGCCUAUGCGACUGAUUACCUACCUCUCUUCCGACCAGGGCUUUGUCUGGAACCCCGAGAUCUUUGUGCCGUCGUUUUGUGAUUACGACUACGUCCCACUCGAGCAACGCCGCGAUCCCGUCCAUGAAAUCUACCUGAGCGACGAGGAGAUCAAAAAGAUACUGCCGCAAUGAACAGGUAACAUGGCGCCCCCAGCCCAGAGCAACGAGUGCUUUGGUAAGGAGCCCAUGUACAUCACGUCAUCCGGCGGCGAAUAGUCGCGAUGCGGGUCAACAUUUCACUAGCACCAGUUUCUCCGGAGUUGAAGGCGUUGAUCUUGAAAACCGGGCGUAAAAUCAUCCCUCAGUAGAGAUAUUCGACCAACUUGCUGUACACUACUUCAUGGUGUUGAGGUAUCAGUCUACCUGGACGGAUGGAGGCCAAUCGCUGGCACACCGAGUGCCAUCACCACUUUCAAAUUUGCAUUCAAGGAUUUGUGAACGAGAGCAGAGGAGUUUUGGAACAGAUCAUGGGUACGGGAAACGGGUUGUCAUUUAUAUCCAGAGAGGAGUUCGUUGAUUCGGGCGUUCCCAUCUCAUUUCUAGCAGCAUUACCAAAAUCCACGUCUGGGGGGCCAAGUCAUUCGAGACAAGCUAUCCAAAGCGUCCAGCUUCGGCGUAACCCUUUGUGUUGUAAAUGGUG
Molecule: messenger RNA, 925 nt
Organism: Thermothelomyces thermophilus ATCC 42464
Lineage: Eukaryota; Fungi; Ascomycota; Sordariomycetes; Sordariales; Chaetomiaceae
Exons: 3
Coding region: 13-417 (134 amino acids)
Source: RefSeq, a predicted model, not a curated record